AUGGUGAAAGUUCGGAGCUCUCGCCGCGUCGCGAGCCUGAAACCAAGCGAUUACGAUCAUGAGAUUGGCCUGGUCAACCGUGAUGAGCUGGAUGACGAUUCACACACCGUUCUUGCAUCCGAUGUUGACACUCGUAGGGGCUCAACAACAUCUCAACUGCCAUCACUGGUGGGUGACAGCGGACCAGAAGAUGCGCCAGCCCGGACUGAAGGUAGUCGCGCAAACGAACACAGUCGCCAUGGCCAGCAAAAAGGUGUAGCAGUAGUCGACGUGUCGGACGACAGCGAAAAUCGACUUCGCCCUGAGGACUCUGGUGCCCUGCUGUCGACCCAGCCAUCAAUUGAAGUCCAAUCGGCGACGCCAGACGUGUUCAAUGAUCCCACGCACCGGAUCAUGCCGAAGCGGCCGCAAGCAACUCGGGAAGUUGCUAUUGACAUCCUGUACGAGAAUGAAAGAGGGGCCUUCAUGUGUGGUAUGGCACUAUUUUCGUCCAAGGCGCUCGGCGGACUUGACCCGCCUGCAUGGACCAACACUUAUCAUAAACCGUCGCUCACCAACAUUUACACUGCCGUAGUCCCCGACCCUUCAUGGGAGUGGAUAUGGCCUGAGUGGCGAAUAAACUAUGAAUUGGGUGUGGACGAGGGCGGCUGGGAAUACUCGUUUGCAUUUUCGAAAAAAUUCUCGUGGCAUGAACCAAAGUGGUGGAACUCAUUCGUGAGAAGGAGAGCUUGGAUUCGGAAAAGGGCAAGGAAAAGAUGCGCAGCCUCGGAUUCCCCCGGCAACCUGCUCAACUCGGACUACUUUACUAUUCGACCCGCAUCUUCCCACAGCAGCAAUCGGCGAUCCGCCGCGAGCGUGGCUAGCAGCCGUGCUGCCAGCAAAUCCAGCAUGACACGCACGUCUAUCAAGGAGGUGGAAGCGCCCCAGGAUAUUGAGAAUGUAGAAUCAUUGCUGUCGGCCCUGCGGGCAUCGAGAAUCGACCGUGAGAAGAGAGAGGCUGUCAAGAAUUAUCUUGAACAUGCCAUGGACCUCAGUCAACUCCAGGACGAGAUGCACGAAAUCAUGUCUCUUUUUGUCUUUCAAGCGUCACGGCGACAGCUCCUAUCCCAUUUGAUGCGGAAGUACGAUGAGACGGCACGUAAGCUGGAAGAUGGCGACAGUAAGGACGACAAGAAACUCUUGGAACGGAAGAGAGCGCUCGAGGCCGCCGUUAAACAUGCGGACGAGGAGGUUAGCAAACUGGCCUACUGGAGCGACGUUAAACACAUGGCCGAGAGGGGGGAGUUGAUGCCGUCGGUCGAUGAUCAUGGCUGGUAUGAGGCGCAUCCUGGUUUGGAUCGAAGCGGGCCCAGGGCACCGAACAAGGGCAAGUUGCCGGAAUCUGGAGGAUUCCGAUGA
Molecule: messenger RNA, 1398 nt
Organism: Metarhizium album ARSEF 1941
Lineage: Eukaryota; Fungi; Ascomycota; Sordariomycetes; Hypocreales; Clavicipitaceae
Exons: 3
Coding region: 1-1398 (465 amino acids)
Source: RefSeq, a predicted model, not a curated record